This is a messenger RNA of Penicillium bovifimosum, 246 nucleotides long. Its product is annotated as major facilitator superfamily domain-containing protein. Bases 1 to 246 code for a protein of 81 amino acids. NCBI's taxonomy places the organism in Eukaryota, Fungi, Ascomycota, Eurotiomycetes, Eurotiales, Aspergillaceae. The record is from RefSeq and is a predicted model, not a curated record. The transcript has 2 exons.
AUGAGUUUGCAGUCAGCAUGUGCAGCUCAACUCGCACCACAUGAGCUCCAUGGAACGGCAGUCGGAUUCCUCAUGGGAUCAGUUGCGUUAACGGCCCUUUUCGGUACCCCAAUUAGUGGCCAGCUAGUUGGAUCUUACGGAUAUCUUGCUUUGUCGAUGUAUGCUGGAGCAUCUCUCGUCGUGGGCGCGCUCCUCAUCUUUUGGGCUCGCUUCAAACUGAACAAAAUCAUACUUUCACGGCAAUGA